This is a messenger RNA of Trichoderma virens Gv29-8, 1569 nucleotides long. RefSeq lists its product as uncharacterized. Gene Ontology annotation, molecular function: transmembrane transporter activity. The record is from RefSeq and is a predicted model, not a curated record. Lineage: Eukaryota; Fungi; Ascomycota; Sordariomycetes; Hypocreales; Hypocreaceae. Gene Ontology annotation, biological process: transmembrane transport. Bases 1 to 1569 code for a protein of 522 amino acids. The transcript has 7 exons.
AUGGAGCGAGCUGAACAUGUUUCCAACCUGACGCCAAUGGCGCCCCGAAUUGAGAGAGAGGUUGAGGUCGACAUUGUGCCGGGCACGGAGGUCAUGACGAACAUGGAUGGAGCGAGUUUCGAUCACGACUCCGGUAAUCAAGAUACAAUCGUCCUUAUUCCGCAGCCUACAGCAGAUCCUCAUGAUCCACUGAACUGGAGCACCUUGUGGAAAACCUUGGUUAUUGUCAACCAAGGCAUCUUCGUGAUUGCAAGCGUCAUUCCCACAAUGUCCAUAGCGCCAUUAACACCAAUCUUCAUGCAGCAAUGGCAAAAGUCAUUGGCUGAUGUCGCUUUGUUGACUGGGGUUACUGUCAUUCUUCUAGGCUACUGCAACUUCAUCAUCAUCCCUAGUUGUGAGAUUUUUGGCCGACGGAUAACCCUCCUUAUCUGCGCGAUACUGAACUUUGGUGCUUGUAUCUGGCAAGCAAAGGCAACAUCAUACGGUUCGUUCCUGGCCGCCCGGAUUCUCGCGGGGACCGGGGCUUCCGCGAAUGAGAGUAUCAUGAACGUCGUUGUUACCGAUAUAUAUUUCCUCCAUGAGCGCGGUAAAUAUGUCGGAUCCUACUUUUGGUGUUACUUUAUGGGUCUCUUUCUUGGCCCUAUCAUAUCAGGAGCUGUCGCGGAACAUGUUUCCUUUCGAGUCUUCUUCUGGGCUUGUACUGGCGCUCAGGGGCUUAACAUCAUUGGACUUUUGUUUUUCUUCCCAGAGACACGUCGUUUGAGAGAGCCGUGUUCUAUCCCAUCUAACCUCCCAACAGAGAUUCGGGGGAGUGGAAGGCCUAGUCGAUCCCAGUUUGACAUCUUUCAACCGAUCGACCGGACUGCCUGGCGAUCAAUCUUCCGGCACUUCUUCACCCCAGUGUAUAUUUUCUUCUUUCCCAUCAUCUUCUGGGCAUCGAUAUCGAUGGGCUCAGCGGCGAAUACCCUCUUGGCAGUCAACAUCCUGCAGUCUCCAGGCCUCGCUGCGCCGCCUUACAACUUCACGCCGGCGCAGGUUGGAUAUGCCAACUUUGCACUCGUAGUUGGUGGUGUGUUUGGACUCGCCGUGGCUGGACCAUGGUCGGAUUAUGUCUCACGGAAAGCAACGAAGAGUAAUAAUGGUAUUCGGGAACCGGAGAUGCGACUCGUGUCUCUGAGCCCAUUUAUUGCUGUCGUUAUUAUUGGGUUAAUUGUUUUCGGCGUUGGUCUGCAGGAUAAAUGGCCGUGGCCAGCCAUCAUCAUCAUUGGCUUCGGCUUCGUUGGCGUCCAAGUCGUCGCGAUUCCCACCAUCACCAUCACGUACGCCAUUGAUUGCUAUAGGCCAAUAUCGGGAGAGAUUAUGGCUAUUGCUACUGUCUGCAAGAAUAGCUUUGGAUUUGGGAUGACAUAUUUCGUAAACGACUGGGCUACCGCUGACGGCUUUGUACCGCCGGUAAUGCUUCUUAUGUCAAUGACGGCUGGCUUCACGUUGGUAGGAAUGGUCGCGUUGAUCUUCUACGGUAAGAGCUGUAGGCGCAGGACGCGAAAUUCGAAAGUGCAUUCGUUUUAG